AUGGCCACGUCCGUCACUCCACUCUCCGCAGACCCCCCUGCAGGCCCGGCGCCGGUCCGGGAUCCGAUCUUGCAGCUCCGAGAGGCAUCACGGAAGCUGGUCCGCGAAUGGGGCUUUCUCCGGCCGACCCCCGUCCCGUUCCCGCUCUCCCCGGCCGCCGUGCACUGUCUCAUCGAGAUCGGCGACUAUGGCUGGCGGGCCUUCCCGGACCUCUGCACUGAGCUCAACGUCAGCCCGGCUCAGGCCUCUCGUAUGCUGGUCGAACUAGUCUCGGCCGGUCUUGUGAGACGGGAGCGCCAGGGAUCUUCGGCUGCUAGGAAUGAUGAAACCUACGUCCUCACUGCUUCCGGAGAGAAGACACUCGCCGAGAUCAACACCUAUGCCCGCGACCAGGUCGCCAAAGCACUGGCUGCUGCUCCCCCAGGAGUAAGUGCCGUCGAUUUCACGAAAGCAUUCCAAGCCUAUGGUGCUGCUCUUGAGCGAUCCCGUCCUGUCGGUGAUACCCCCACCCCCGAUCUCACUCCGAGCGCCACCCCAGAAGUCCCUUCAUCACUACUACCGGCCCCUCCCACGGUCUCCCUUGUCACUGGCUAUCGCCCGGGUCUUCUCGCCCGCAGCCUCGAGAUGAACGUUGAGUACUAUUACCCGCGGAAUGGCUGGGGCCGUAAGUUUGAGGUCGUCCUAUCCGCUUCACUCGGCGACGUAUUGGACCGACUGGGUAAUCCGGUGAACCAAGUGUGGUCGGCUGUGACAACAACACCCUCCUCAGAACCUGGCGCCCCGCCGCAAGAGCGGACGGUGGGUACGAUCUACGUGGAUGGCGAGUGUCCAGGGAGACCUAAUGUUGCGCGGCUGAGAGGGUUUAUCGUUGAUGGGUCGGCCAGAGGGCUGGGGGUAGGGAAGAAGUUGUUGGAUGCGGCCAUGAAGUUUAUAAAGGAUGGUGGUUUUACGGAGUGUUUUUUGACGACGCAGGCUUCCUUGACGGUUGCGAGGAAACUAUAUGAGAGGGAGGGUUUCGUAAACGUCAAAGAAGACUGGUAUGAGGGAUUUGGACCAGGCACCCAGCAGGUGACAUAUGUCUGGCAUCGACCGCGAGACCUGUGA
Dichotomopilus funicola is the source of this 1104-nucleotide messenger RNA. RefSeq lists its product as uncharacterized. The record is from RefSeq and is a predicted model, not a curated record. The transcript has a single exon. Lineage: Eukaryota; Fungi; Ascomycota; Sordariomycetes; Sordariales; Chaetomiaceae. Gene Ontology annotation, molecular function: N-acetyltransferase activity. Bases 1 to 1104 code for a protein of 367 amino acids.